AUGGGAACUUCGAGUGCAAAUGACAUGGACGUGGUCGUGGACGUGGACGUGGACGUGGACAUGGACAUGGACAUGGACGUGGACAUGGACGUGGACGUGGACAUGGACGUGGACGUGGACAUGGACGUGGACAUGGACGUAGACGUGGACAUGGACGUGGACGUGGACGUGGACGUGGACGUGGUCGUAGACGUGGACGUGGACGUUGAUCUGGACAUGGACGGGGACGGGGACGUGGACGUGGACGUGGACGUGGACAUGGAUGUGGACGUGGACGUGGACGUGGACAUGGACGUGGACAUGGACGUGGACGUGGACCUGGACGUGGACGGGGACGUGGACGUGGACGUGGACGGGGACGUGGACGUGGACGUAGACGUGGACGGGGACGUGGACGCGGACGUGGACGCGGACGCGCGGACGCGCACUGGACGUGGAGUGGACGUGGACGUGGACAUGGACGUGGACGUGGACGUGGACAUGGACGUGGACGUCGACGUGGACGUGGAGGACGUGGACGUGGACGUGGACGGGGAGAACUUGGACGUGGACAUGGACGUGAACGUGGACGUGGACGUGGACGUGGAGGACUUGGACGUGGACAUGGACGUGGACGUGGACGUGGACAUAGACGUGGACGUGGACGUGGACGACGUGGACGUGGACAUGGACGUAGACAUGGACGUGGACAUGGACGUGGACGUGGACGUGGACAUGGACGUGGACGUGGACAUGGACGUGGACAUGGACGUGGACAUGGACAUGGACGUGGACAUGGACAUAGACAUGGACGUGGACAUGGACGUGGACAAGGACGUGGGCGUGGACGUGGACGUGGACGUGGACGUGGAGAUGGACGUGGACGUGGACGUGGAGGACUUGGACGUGGAGAUGGACGUUGACGUGGACGUGGACGUGGACGUGGACAUGGACGUGGACGUGGACAUGGACGUGGACGUGGACAUGGACGUGGACGUGGACGUGGACAUGGACGUGGACAUGUACGUGGACGUCGACGUGGAAGUGGACGUGGACGUGGAGAACUUGGACGUGGACAUGGACGUGGACAUGGACGUGGACGUGGAUGUGGACGAAGACAUGAUGGACGUGGACGUGGACAUGGACGUGGACGUGGACGUGGACGUAGACAUGGACGUGGACCUGGACGUGGACGAGGACGUGGACGUGGACAUGGACGUGGACGUGGACGUAGACAGGGACAUGGACUUGGACAUGGACGUGGACGUGGACAUGGACGUGGACGUGGACAUGGACAUGGACAUGGACGUGGACGUGAACGUGGACGUGGACAUAGACGUAGACGUGGACGUGGACAUGGACAUGGACACGUCAUUUGCACUCUAA
Molecule: messenger RNA, 1365 nt
Organism: Closterium sp. NIES-65
Lineage: Eukaryota; Viridiplantae; Streptophyta; Zygnematophyceae; Desmidiales; Closteriaceae
Source: the annotation of a GenBank genome assembly